AUGUCGACCACUACUAUCCCGAUACCUCGCGACCCAACCGAUGACGAAGCUCUUGCCCUGUUCAAGGCCAUAGAGGAGAAGUUCCCAUCGCAGUCACUUGGAGAUGACAAGUGGUAUGUUCUUCUGCUCGCGGCGAUGGUAGGCGGCGGGCAGCCGGGCUUCGCGCCUCUGCUCUACAAGGAACUCAUCAAGCGACCCGAAUGCCAAACACCUGAAAAGCGUCAGGCGUUGAUGCGGAGGAUACGAGAGACACUGUUCAAGCUCAUCGUCAUCGUGGGCGUGUGCAAGCCGUUGGAAGCCAUCUUCGACAUCGAUGCCAUCACGAGGCCAGAGGACAAGGAUUAUACAUUCUCUAGUAUAGAUUGGACGAGCAAGCAAAUCACCUACGGCCUCUAUCUAUCCGAUCACAGCAUCCUCAACGACGUCGAGACCGAGCUCACCGUACUCAGCGGCAUCAUGAUACAAAAUCUGCCGAGAGAGACAGCCUGGCAUUUGCGCGGGACAAGGCGCAUCGGUGUCAGUAAGGAGGACGUGGAGACAAUUCAGCAAUGCAUCGAGCUUGUCGCCAGCUUCUGUGGCUUGCGGUUACAUAGGGUGCCAAGGGUCGCUGACAUUGAGCAUGAAGUCUGA
Messenger RNA from Alternaria viburni, 630 nucleotides. RefSeq lists its product as uncharacterized. The record is from RefSeq and is a predicted model, not a curated record. The coding region runs from base 1 to 630 and encodes 209 amino acids. Lineage: Eukaryota; Fungi; Ascomycota; Dothideomycetes; Pleosporales; Pleosporaceae. The transcript is spliced from 4 exons.